Zootoca vivipara (common lizard) is the source of this 3881-nucleotide messenger RNA. It is a transcript of the gene RIOK1, whose product is annotated as RIO kinase 1. NCBI's taxonomy places the organism in Eukaryota, Metazoa, Chordata, Lepidosauria, Squamata, Lacertidae. Gene Ontology annotation, molecular function: ATP binding; protein serine/threonine kinase activity. The record is from RefSeq and is a predicted model, not a curated record.
CGGCAGCGACGGGCGCCCGGAUUGGCGAGAGGGAGAAGAGGAGGAGGAGGAGGAGAAAGAGGGCUGGGCUGCGCCUCGCGGAGCCGGGCAGCGUGUCUGCGGAAGGAAAGGAAGUGGAACAGGGUUGUGUACAUUGGAGAUCUUCUACUGGCCACAAUGAAUUACAGGGUGAAAAUUAUGAGCAAAAUAGUUCCAGGGCAAUUUGAUGAUGCGGAAUCUUCAGACAGCGAAUGCACCCAGGUUUCGAAAGUAGCUAAAGAGGAGAAGGCGAUCUUUAUAACGCAGCAGCCACGUUUGUGGGAGGAAGGAGACGAGGGUGAAUUGGAUGAGAGUGGCGAGGAGGAGGAGGAUGACAGCGAUUGGGACUGGGAUGAAGCCAUGGGGAAGCUCACUAAGCGAAAUCCGUUAUCUGCAGGAAGAAACCCUCAGGCAAAUAAGCAAAUUCCUAGCUGCAACGCGGCCAAAAUGUCCACUCCUACAGAUAAGGCCCUAAGAAAGUUUGAGAAUAAAAUCAAUCUAGACAGGCUACACUUUGCUGACUCUGUUAUAAAUAAAGUUACUGAGAAGUCCAGACAGAGAGACGCAGAAAUGUACCGGGUGAAAGACAAGUCAGACCGAGCGACAGUGGAACAAGUUCUGGAUCCAAGGACUAGAAUGAUUCUGUUCAAGAUGCUAACCAGAGGCGUCAUAUCGGAGAUCAAUGGCUGCAUCAGCACAGGAAAAGAGGCUAAUGUAUAUCAUGCCAACACAGCAAAUGGAGAGAACAGAGCAAUAAAGAUUUAUAAAACGUCUAUACUGAUGUUUAAAGAUCGGGAUAAGUAUGUGAGUGGAGAGUUCAGGUUUCGCCAUGGCUACUGUAAAGGAAACCCAAGAAAAAUGGUCAAGACGUGGGCAGAAAAAGAAAUGAGGAAUUUAACAAGGUUACAUACAGCCCAAAUUCCAUGCCCAGAACCUAUUAUGCUCAGAAGUCAUGUUCUUGUUAUGAGCUUUAUUGGCAAAAAUGACAUGCCUGCUCCAUUGUUGAAAAACGCCCAGUUGACGGAAUCCAAAGCUCGGGAGUCGUAUCUGCAAGUCAUACAAUACAUGAGAAGAAUGUACCAAGAUGCCAAGCUCGUUCAUGCAGAUCUCAGUGAAUUUAACAUGCUGUAUCACAGUGGUGAGGUAUACAUCAUAGAUGUGUCCCAGUCUGUGGAACAUGACCACCCACAUGCUUUAGAAUUCCUGAGGAAAGACUGCUCUAACAUCAAUGAUUUUUUCCGGAAGUACAAUGUUGCGGUGAUGACGGUGAGGGAACUCUUUGAGUUCGUUACAGAUCCAUCUAUUACAAACGAGAACAUGGAUGCUUACCUUGAAAAGGCAAUGGAAAUAUCGUGUGAGAGGACAGAGGAGGAAAGGUCCAAUCAGGAUAAUGUGGAUGAAGAGGUGUUCAAGAAAGCGUAUAUCCCAAGAACUCUGACUGAAGUUAAGAACUACGAGAGGGAUGUCGACAUAAUGAUGAAGCUGAAGGAGGAAGAGACAGCCUUAAAUGUGCAGCAAGAUAAUAUUCUCUACCAGACUGUGACAGGGUUAAAGAAGGAUUUAUCAGGUGUCCAGAAGGUGCCUGCUCUCCUUGAAAAUGGAGAGGAGGAGAAAUCUGAUUCAGAGGACAAUGACAGUUCUGACCAUUCAGAGUUGGGCUGCAAAGAGCAGGAAGAAGAAUCUGUGCAUCCUAAAGAUCGACCUGCUGAAACCAGCGUGGAUAAAAAGGAACGGAAGAAGAUAGCCAAAGAGGCUCAGAGAGAGAAGAGGAAAAGCAAGACCCCAAAGCACGUGAAGAAACGAAAAGAGAAGACAGCAAAGAUGAAAAAGGGCAAAUAAAUCAUGGCUGCCAUUUCUAAUGGGCAGCCUUGGCCAUUCGUGAUUUAAUGGGUCGCUGUUUUGAUAGUAAAAUACACCCCGUGGGCCAUUUAUUCUGGUGACCACCAAAGGAACAAUGUGACAAGGAAACACUGUUACCAGUCACCGAGAUUCACUUGUGUACCCAUGAUAUAGUUUAUAGCUCACACCAAGAAUGUCUUCUUGGUGGAUAAAUAAAAACAAAUGGAAUCCCUUUAAGGCAGUUGGCCAGUCCAGAGAAAUUUACACAAGUUAUAUUUUGCAGUUUAGUAGUGUGAACAGCCAGAGCGAUGCCAGAUUCUGUUCUUUUUUCAUGCUCCAAAGCAGAUGCACAUCCAUAUGUAAAUAAUAAUAAUGUGUAUAGGGAGGAAUAUGCAUACUCACGAAUUAAAACUAUUCGUUACAUUGCAACUGCUGCAGUUUGUCUCAUGCACAGCAAUGAAAAUUGUCUACCCGUUCAUCAUAAUCCACAGUAUUGAUGGUGUGCUGGAAGAGGGUAGGGAAGGAAAACAGCCAGGCUUGGAAAGGUGGUUGAUCAUCCUCACUCUUGGCUGUGUCUGGAUUUGUGUUGGCCUAGAAUGGGAUGGACUAUGGCAGGCAUCCAUAGUCCCUCCAGAUGUUUUAGACUACAAUUCCCUUUGGCCCUCCAGAUGUUUUAGACUACAAUUCCCAACUUCCUCAACCACUGGUCCUGUUAGCUAGGGAUCAUGGGAGUUGUAGGCCAAAACAUCUGGAGGGCCGCAGUUUGGGGAUGCCUGGACUAUGGGAAGGAACAGCAGUGCUACUUGCAGUACCUGGUUCCUGUCGUUCAUCAGCAAGUGAAGGGUUAGAGAGAGGGAUCCUCCUCCUGCCUGAUGGGAGAAAACCAACAGAGCUCUACUUAACUGGACAGCUCAAUUAAAUCCUCGCCUUUUCUUUUGGAAAUGUGUCAUUUAUUUCUCAAUUGGCUUGUGACGCUUCAGUGACCUUAUUCGGACAUAACAGUAAGCCAAAUUAUAGCUUAGCAUAAGCAAGUAAGGUGUGCUGAUGCAAUGAGAAAAUCAUGGCAUCUUCCAUGCUUCUGCUGCACUACCAGGAAGUAAGCCAUGCUUUGGCUUAGUGUUACCUAGGAACUUUUGGUUUGUUUGAGGAAAAAACCAUGAGUGCAGGCUUGGAUAUAAUGCUACGGCAAACCAUGGCUUCGCUUCUGAUAGCAUUGCAGCUGAACAGGAGGCCAAAUGGCCAGCAUUUUCUGACUUGAUCAUUCAUGGUGAAGCAUUUGUGCUAAUCUGGUUUAGCAUUAUGUACAAACUGGGCCAGUGAUACUUGUUUUUGUGAUUAAUUCUUCUGUGAUAAAUCUGAUAUUUUUGUUCCUUCAGCUUCCUGGUUGUUAGAAGUACAGCUGUACCUUGGUUUUCAAACACCUUGGGAGUCGAAUGUAUUGACUCCCGAAUGAUCGAAAACCGGAAGUGAUUGUUCUGGUUUUCGAAAGUUCUUUGGAACCCGAAUGUCCAACAUGACUUCCGCGGCUUCUGAUUGGCUGCAGGAGCUUCCUGCAGCCAAUCGGAAGCUGCGCCUUGGUUCCUGAACGUUUUGGAAGCCGAACAGACUUCCAGAAUGGAUUCCAUUUGACUUCCAAGGUACCACUGUACUUGUUCAAAUGGUAAAACUUGGAAGAGCAGCUUUUUCCGUCUUCAGUGAGAGUGGAUACUUGCCGACUGAAGAUCUGUGAUACGUAACAGCAAUAAUCUAUUUGGAUCUCGUUGUGCAAGUGUUACCAUUUGUUUUCAAAAUAUUCGAAAUCAGAGUUCAGAGAACAAGCACUGCUAUGUUGUUUGGGGCACAAUUCUGCAGAUGUGCCUGCAGUGUUUAGGCUAAACAAAUGCAAUGCAAACUAUAACUAUAGUGGUACAUUUUUUUGGUUUGGCCUUUUAAGGAGCCAGAGUGGUCAAACAGCCGCACACAAUAAUGUUUUAUAUACUUUACCGAUGGUGCCCUUCUGUUUUAAAAUAAACCUGAAAACAUUC